This is a messenger RNA of Carassius auratus (goldfish), 1719 nucleotides long. Its product is annotated as mitochondrial fission factor-like. The transcript is spliced from 8 exons. Lineage: Eukaryota; Metazoa; Chordata; Actinopteri; Cypriniformes; Cyprinidae. Gene Ontology annotation, biological process: positive regulation of mitochondrial fission. The record is from RefSeq and is a predicted model, not a curated record. Bases 65 to 928 code for a protein of 287 amino acids. Gene Ontology annotation, cellular component: peroxisome; mitochondrial outer membrane.
CCCACUCGCAUUCAUAUGACGUCACGUACGUCAGGACCCGACGUGAUCUGCAUUAAGUCUAGUUAUGGCAUCUUCUGGGUAUUUUGGUGACGGUCCUCCGAUGCGCGAGCGUGACCCCUACUUCACUGAGGCCAUCAGCCAGAGGAUGCGCGUGCCCGAGCGGCUGAGGGUCGGUCCAGUGCCUCACGCGCACGCACCUGCAGACCAAAGACAUGAAGAGCUACCUGCUGCCUACAGCAUGCACAUCCCAGACAGACUGGCCUUAACAGAUGCUCCUGAUCUGAGUCCACACCCUCUCUUCACUAAACACACUUCAUCAAUGUGGGACCUGCAGCAUGGGUCCUGGGACAGGGAGGGGUUCAUGAGAGAGCCUGUUCAGAGUCCACUGCGAAGGUCUUACAGUGAUCAGGGCUUUGGUCGAACCCCACCUGGAACCCCCACACACUCCAGACAAACACUCUACUCCCAGUCUCCACGCAAUAUUGGACGUCCAGCUGUCGUGCAUACACACCCGUCCCCCCCAAAGCCCCCAGGACUCCCCUCCAUCCCACCCAACCUGCUGUCCCCUCAGAGCAUGCUGCAGGCUGCCAAGGAGCUGGGCCAGCAGGCGUCUCAGAAACUCCUCCAGACCGUCACCACAAAAUACUCCUCCAGGUUUGGUUACCCAGAAAACCAUCCCUCUCAGGCUGUGGAGGUUCAACCUGAUCAAAGCAGGACAAGUGCCUCGCAGGAGCUCUGGCUCAGUCCUGAAGAGGACACAGGUACCGCUGUCGAGUUCAUGGUGCUCCGCAGACAGGUGCUGAAGAUGAGCAGGAGGAUAGCAGGGCUGGAGAGACAGAGCGCAGAGCACAGACAGACGGAGCUGCUGCUGUUCUCUCUGUUACUGUCUGCCUGUCUGCUCAACGGCUGGCUGUGGAUGCGCAGAUGACGGCUUACACUAAACAGACAGCACUACACUACUGCACAAAAUUUGUUCUCAUAAAAAUGAUGGUCAGUGGAUGGUUUAGAAACCACUGUCAUCAGAAUGAGAUGUUUAUCUCUGAACCUUACACUCGGAUGUGUCACGUGAUCACGGUAGUGACAUGGGCCACUUUGCAUUACAAGUGAUUUGAGGAACUCAAGCAUGUUUUUCCACUGAUGAUGUCAUUGAGUAAUGCCGUCCCUCUGGCUCUUUUGAUCAGACUAGUAGCUAGUUUUUUGUAUUUGACUUAUUCUGCAAAUCAAGCAAAUGCUGAGAUUUUCUGCAUGCUUUACACGUAUUUAUUAAAGUAUAGAUAUGAAUGUAUACAUGUAUAUUUGAAUAGCCUUUUUAACUCAUUUCCCCAGCCUGAUGUAUGAUGAAUAUUUAAAAUAAUAAAAACUGUAAUUCGUCUCAGACGUCUCGUUGUCUCACUGUCAAUGUUAAUUCAGCAAGAUUUGCAUUCACAUGAUGCCUGACAAAGAACAACUAAAUGCUGUAAAUGGAUCAGUUUAUUAAAAAAUUAAAUUAACCAAGGAAAAAGUUAUUGAAACGCUUUAGACGAUAAACCAAAUGAAAAAUGCAAAGCCUUAUAUAAAAUCUGCACUAGAUAAGAGGAAAUGAUGACUAGGAAUACAAUUUAAUUCAAAUGUAUAAUCAUUUUACAGUAAUAUUAUCAAGCAGCAACUAGAGUGACAUUUUGAAACAAAUACUAGUGAAAUGAACGUAAAAACAUUCCUCGUGAGAAAAAAAAAAAAAAA